Anoplophora glabripennis (Asian longhorned beetle) is the source of this 933-nucleotide messenger RNA. It is a transcript of the gene Ak3, whose product is annotated as GTP:AMP phosphotransferase AK3, mitochondrial. The transcript is spliced from 4 exons. Gene Ontology annotation, molecular function: AMP kinase activity; ATP binding. Gene Ontology annotation, cellular component: mitochondrion; cytoplasm. The record is from RefSeq and is a predicted model, not a curated record. NCBI's taxonomy places the organism in Eukaryota, Metazoa, Arthropoda, Insecta, Coleoptera, Cerambycidae. Bases 139 to 813 code for a protein of 224 amino acids. Gene Ontology annotation, biological process: nucleobase-containing compound metabolic process.
GACGCCACUGAGUUAGAUUGAAGAUAUUAAUACUCCAAAGGUCAUAAUUCCAAGACAAAUAAAAUGGAUUAUUAUGUACAAAAUAAGAAAUAAUCAAGGCAAAAUAAGUGAAACGUGAGUAUAUUUUGCUAGUGAAUUAUGGCCGCAAGGAUAUUUAAAUUGGUGAUACUUGGUGCACCUGCUUCAGGUAAAGGGACAAUAUCGCAACGUAUUGUAAAAGUUUUUCAUUUAAAACAUAUUUCAAGUGGUGAUAAAUUACGGCAGCAUAUACAAAACAAGACAGCUGUUGGUCUAGAGGCACAAAAAUAUAUAAACGAAGGAAAAUUGGUGCCAGAUGAGGUGAUGAUAAAAUUUAUAAAAUGUGAAUUGCAAAAGGUCGAAGACGAAUCUUGGCUUCUAGACGGGUUUCCAAGAACUCUCUCCCAAGCUAUAGCUUUAUGGGAGUUGGAAAAAUUGGACUUAGCUAUAAAUUUACUCGUACCGUACCAAGCAAUAAUUGACAGGGUAAAAGGUAGAUGGGUCCAUUUGGCGAGUGGUCGUGUUUACAAUGAUGGUUUUAAUCCACCAAAGGUUCAUGGAGUUGAUGAUGUCACGGGAGAACCCUUAAUUCAGAGGGACGACGAUAAACCGGAAGUGGUCUUAAAAAGACUGGAACAGUAUGAAAAGAUGACUGGACCCGUGGCCACGUUUUACAGAGAGAAGGGUAUUUUAAAAGAAUUCUGUGGCGACGAGACAAACGUAAUUUGGCCUAAAGUAUUAGAAUGGCUAUGUACUCGCAUUCCAUUACACAUAACCACUCAAGAACCUAGUUAAUAACAAUAGAUGUAUUAAAUACAAAGAUUGACAAUAACGUAGUGUAGAUAUUUACUUACUUCCAUUUUCUAUGUUGUUUUAUCUAUACGUGAAAUAUAUACAGUUUUUUAUUGUGGAAUA